Messenger RNA from Benincasa hispida (wax gourd), 600 nucleotides. The record is from RefSeq and is a predicted model, not a curated record. Lineage: Eukaryota; Viridiplantae; Streptophyta; Magnoliopsida; Cucurbitales; Cucurbitaceae.
AUGGGGUUGGAAGUUGCUGUAGAGAAAGCAGUUGAGCUUCUAAAUAGCACAAUCAAAACUACCAUGGUCGGCGGAAAGAAGCUACGACUCGCCAAAUCACAAGCUGCAUUUCUCAAGCUAGCUAACGUCUGUGGCUAUGUUGUCGCCGUUACCCCAUCAGCAAAAGGCUUAUUCCCAGAGACUCACCUUCAUUUCAAUGGAACUUAUUGGGGAACAGUCAGCACUGCCUUCUGCGGCGAGACGAUAGAGAUAGCUUAUGCAUCAAUCUUUGUUGAAGCCACUUUAGAUGAAUUGGAAACCGUCGGCUACUCAUUUACCUACAAAAAGAACAAGGCCAUUAUGGUAGAAUUAGAUAGUGUUGUGUUUCCAAAUGGGCUGAGUUUUUGGAUGAUUUUAAUGAAGGACUUCCUACAGGCCCUAACUAAGCGGCUCGAGCCCAAUAUGACGGCUUAUGAGAAUUAUUGCAAGAUUUAUAUACCCGAGUCAGAUCCAUCACAAUUGAAGUCGGGCAAAGCGUUGCGAGUCAACGUUCUUUUCAAACAUAUUAAAAAAAUGUUGAAAAGUGACAUGACUAUGACAUCCGAAGCAGAUGAUUCCUAG